Molecule: messenger RNA, 667 nt
Organism: Pectinophora gossypiella (pink bollworm)
Lineage: Eukaryota; Metazoa; Arthropoda; Insecta; Lepidoptera; Gelechiidae
Gene: mRpL51
Product: 39S ribosomal protein L51, mitochondrial
Exons: 4
Coding region: 125-595 (156 amino acids)
Biological process (GO): translation
Cellular component (GO): mitochondrial large ribosomal subunit
Molecular function (GO): structural constituent of ribosome
Source: RefSeq, a predicted model, not a curated record
CAGGUGUCUAACAAAGUGUCAGUGUCAAAUGUUUAUAACAUACAUAACCUCAAAGGAUAAACCAUAAGUCGCUGUUGAUUUCCAUUUAAAUUUUUAAAUGAUUAUAAUUUUUAUAAUAGUCUAAAUGGCGUGGUUAGGCUCAACAGUUUUAAAAACACUAUGGCGACCUGCAACCAAUAUCGUAAGGAACGUAUAUCAUUCAGAGAAGACUCGUCUUGUGAGAAGAUAUGGAUAUAAGGAAAAGAUGUGGAGUGGAGGCCUGUUACCUAGGAGCGAGGGAAAGAUCCAGCCUAUGCCGGAGUACAGGCCAGCAAAUGUGUGGACAGAACGGAGGGCACUGUUUGGACAAAAUGACUACAUAGAUAUACUGGGCCCUGGUGACUUGCAUCCAGUGAGAACCCUGUACAACAUUCCUUCUUGGAUAAGAGGUGUCAGCGGACAUGAGUAUCAUAUUCUCCUUAGAAAGAAGAAGAUGUUGGCAAAGACAGAUAAACCUGUGAGAACUCCUACCAAGUGGAAGGAGCUACAGAAACGCCUCUCCUUCCUCUACAGGAAGUUGAAUAGGAAAACCAAGACCGGCCCAUCCCCUGAUUAGAUUUACUGCUUGUCUUUAGGAUAUAUUAGAGUUUAAAAUGUAGAUAAAUAAUAAAUAAAUCUUAAUGUACAA